UCGACGUUGACCUUGAUGGAGUACUGGGAAUGGUACUCUUUGAAUGACUCUCUUCUGUGUUUUAUCAUACCACCUCUUCUCUUCUUGCUGAUCAUUCACUGGAGAUCAAACUCCGGCCGACACGGCCAUCGGCUUCCUCCCGGCCCUCCAGGAUGGCCCAUUUUCGGCAACAUGUUCCAAGUCGGAGCAAUGCCUCACAAAACACUCACUCAUCUAAGCCACAAGUACGGUCCGGUAAUGUGGCUUAAACUCGGUGCCAAAAACACGAUGGUAAUACAGUCUACCAAAGCGGCCACCAUGUUUUUCAAGCAACACGACCUGUCGUUCGCGGACCGCACUGUCUAUGAAGUAAGCCGUGUGUAUGGCUACCACAAGGGGUCGCUGGCCUUAUCCCCUUACGGAUCUCACUGGCGGGUUAUGAGACGCCUACUCACGGUGGACAUGUUGGUCAACCACCGCAUCAACGACACGGCGUCUAUUCGUCGGAAGUGCGCCGACGACUUGCAGUCGUGGAUCGAAGAGGAAGCGUCGUCGUCGUCACGUGGAGUGGAGGUGGCACGUUUGGUGUUCCUCAUGACGUUCAACGUUUUCGGGAACGUGGUGUUGUCGAGGGACUUGGUGGGACCCAAAUCGGAGGAAGGGAUGGAGUUUUUCCGGGCGGUGCAUGGAUUGAUGGAGUGGAGUGGGCAUGCAAACAUGGCUGAUUACUUUCCGUGGCUGAAGUGGCUUGACCUGCAAGGUUUGAAGAGGAAGAUGAAGAGGGAUCUUGGAAAGGCUCUGGAGAUUGUCUCCAAGUUUGUGAAGGAGCGCAUGAAGGAGAGGAAGAUGGAGGGUGCAGAGCAUCAGAAAAAUGGUGGAAACUUCUUGGAUGUUGUGCUUGAACUAAUGGAAGGAAGUGGGAGUGAUGAACCACCCGAGAUUUCUGAUCAUAAUCUCAACAUUUUCAUACUGGAAAUAUUUAUGGCGGGUUCAGAAACAACAAGCAGCACAAUAGAAUGGGCACUCACCGAACUUUUAUGCAACCCAGAGGUGCUAAUGAAGGCCAAAUCCGAGCUCAAUCAAGUCAUAGGUCGAAACAGAAAGAUCGAAGAGAGUCACAUUGACAAUCUUCCCUACUUACAAUGCGUAAUCAAAGAAACUCUACGAUUGCAUCCUCCACUUCCAUUCCUAGUACCACGAAAGGCAAUGCACGACACUGUUUUUAGCGGAUACUCGAUACCGAAGAACACACAGGUAUUUGUGAAUGUUUAUGCAAUAGGAAGAGACCCAGACGUGUGGAGUGACCCCGUAUCGUUUAAGCCUGAGAGGUUCAUAGGAUCAAAAAUUGAUUACAAGGGGCAACAUUAUGAGUUGAUUCCAUUUGGAGCUGGGAGACGAAUGUGUGCGGGUGUGCCCUUGGGUCAUAGAAUGUUGCACCUAACUUUGGGGCUGUUACUUCACCAAUUUGAUUGGGAAUUUGAUGGUAGUAUUACUAGAGAGACUAUGGACUGGAAUGAAAGGUUAGGAAUGACAAUGCGAAAGCAUGAGCCAUUACUAGCAGUGCCUAAAAAGUGUUAAAUUUGGGAGUCUGUUCUAGUUGAUAUUUGUACUGGUACUGAUUGGCUUACUUUGUUUCUGAACUUAUUUCAUAA
This is a messenger RNA of Rosa rugosa (rugosa rose), 1631 nucleotides long. RefSeq names its product cytochrome P450 76A2-like. The coding region runs from base 16 to 1557 and encodes 513 amino acids. The transcript has 2 exons. Gene Ontology annotation, molecular function: iron ion binding; monooxygenase activity; heme binding. Lineage: Eukaryota; Viridiplantae; Streptophyta; Magnoliopsida; Rosales; Rosaceae. The record is from RefSeq and is a predicted model, not a curated record.